Messenger RNA from Rhodotorula graminis WP1, 1504 nucleotides. RefSeq lists its product as uncharacterized. Gene Ontology annotation, molecular function: phosphatidylinositol binding. Gene Ontology annotation, biological process: cytoplasm to vacuole targeting by the Cvt pathway; autophagy. The transcript has 8 exons. The record is from RefSeq and is a predicted model, not a curated record. Bases 1 to 1422 code for a protein of 473 amino acids. Gene Ontology annotation, cellular component: phagophore assembly site. Lineage: Eukaryota; Fungi; Basidiomycota; Microbotryomycetes; Sporidiobolales; Sporidiobolaceae.
AUGGACUCGUUCCACGACGAAGACUUCAGCUCGUCCGUCGCGUGGGAGACGGGUCCUCCCCACCACCCGACCCCGUCAGACCCGCCCUCGUCCUCGACACAGCAACAGCCCUACUCGGCCUACACCCACGACGCCUCACCAGGUCUCGGUGGGCCCGACCUCGGCCAGGCCGGCUUCGGCGGCGCGCGCUCGGCCGACCCCAACUCGAACGCCAACGACGCAGCACUCGCGGGGCCUUCCACCGGCCAGGCCGUGCACGACGUCCAGGUCCGCGACGGCAAGGUCGAGCUCGAGGGCACCAGCGACACGUUCGUCUCGUACCUCGUCUGCGCCAAGACCGACCUCCCGAGCUAUGGCAGCAAGACGCCGUCCGCACGGCGCCGCUACCACGACUUUGUCUUCCUGCGCGACGCCCUCGUCAAGGACUUUCCCGCCUGUGUCGUGCCGCCCCUGCCCGAGAAGCACCGCAUGGAGUACGUCAUCGGCGACCGGUUCAGCCCCGACUUUAUCGAGCGGCGGCGAGUAGACCUCGAGCGGUUCCUGCAGCGGAUAGGCCGGCAUCCCAAGCUGUCGCGCACGUCCAUCUACCAGGCCUUUCUCGAGUCGAGCGAGUGGAACGUCUACAAGCACAAGCAUCAUGCGCGCACGACCUCGACCGACGAUGCGCCGUCCGGCGUCCUCGACUCGCUGUCCGACACGCUCCUCAACGCGUUCGCCAAGCUCAAGAAGCCCGACGAGCGCUUUGUCGUCAACGUACUAAGCUCUCAUGUUUCACGUACUAAGCUCUCAUCCCUGAGCGGCGACUACGAGGACCUCGCCGUGUCGGUCCAAGGGCUCGGCUACCUCGAGAGCGGCAUCACCGAGCCCCUGAUGCGGUUCGAGCGCGCCCUCGUCGACUUUGGGUCGGGCGUCAAGGACCACAGCGCGUCGGCGUCCGAGGGCUUCCUCGAGCACGUCCACUCGCUCCUCGCCUACUCGCACGCGUUCAAGGGCGUCCUCAAGCUGCGCGACCAGAAGCAGCUCGACUUUGAGGAGCUGAGCGCCUACUUGAGCAACGUCGCGACCGAGCGCGACCGCCUCGCCGGCGGGUACGGCUACGGCAUGGGCCUCGGCAGCUACUUCAAGGAGAAGGUCGAGAGCCUCAGAGGCGGCGAGACCGACAUGAGCAGGGCCGCGAGGCUGCACCGGCUCGACGCCAAGAUCAAGGAGCUCCAGGACGCCGUUCUCCACGCGCAAGAGACGUCGUCGGCGUUCAACGACGAGGUCAUGGCCGAGCACGCCACGUUCCGCGCGUCGAAGCGGCACGAGAUGAAGCUCCUCCUCGGCGCAUUCGCCGACGGCCAGAUCCGCAUGCACAAGCAGAGCAUCGCCUCGUGGGACAGGACUAUCCCUCCUCUGCAGCGCAUCUACGUCGAGUCGUGACCUGUCGUGCCCUCACUCUCGCUCUCUCGUCCCUCUCUGUCAGCCCAGUCCUUGUAACGAUUAGCAGCGUUCGCAUUUCGCC